Vanrija pseudolonga is the source of this 2025-nucleotide messenger RNA. RefSeq names its product putative indole-3-pyruvate monooxygenase YUCCA1 (gene YUC1). The record is from RefSeq and is a predicted model, not a curated record. Lineage: Eukaryota; Fungi; Basidiomycota; Tremellomycetes; Trichosporonales; Trichosporonaceae. Gene Ontology annotation, molecular function: flavin adenine dinucleotide binding; monooxygenase activity. The coding region runs from base 1 to 2025 and encodes 674 amino acids. The transcript has a single exon.
AUGACCGUCGCUACCGCCUCCUCAUCUGCCGCGCCGGCCUUCAAGGCCAACCCGAAGGGUACGACCGCGGUGUCCUACGAGCCCGCAACGCUCGAGCAGGCGCUGCUAGUCGAGCCGCCCCUCACCUUUGAGCCGGUGCAGGAGGACAUCCACCCCAAGUACCUGUACGGCGCGGAGACGCCCAACCCCGACAACACCAAGGGCGACCUCUCGCCCAUCGCGCAGGCGUACAUUGCGCAGUGGAACAAGACGCUCGAGGCCAUCAACGCCGACGCGUCGCAGGCCAACCUCGACCAGCUCGACGCGCUGAUUGUCGACCACGCCCAGCUCAAGGACCACAUGGCCAUCACCUGGGACUUCCACCAGUUCACCGGCCUCGCCGACAUCAAGAAGGCGAUCGCUGCCCAGGCCGCCAAGUUCAAGAUCCGUAACUUCAAGAUCGACACCACAAGCGACCACCGCUACAAGGACUCGAUCUCGGUGCAGACGCUGCACGCUGCCAAGGCGGACGCCGCGGCCGUCGAGUGGGUCCAGGUCGUUGCCGACUUUGAGAACGAGUACGGCUGGGGUAAGGCCCUCUUCCGUCUUGUUUCUGUCAAGGACCCCAAGGCCCCCGGCGGCCUCAAGGCCUACACCGUCUACACGGGCCUCGACAACAUCAAGGGCAACGAGGAGAAGCUCGGCCGCACGCGUGAGCUCGGCGCCAGCCACGGCGAGAACCUCGAGCGCAAGAUCUGGGCCGACCGCCGCAAGCAGGACUUUAUCUGGGGCGGCGACAAGCAGCCCGUUGUGCUGAUUGUCGGUGGUGGCCAGGGUGGCCUGAACACUGCCGCCCGCCUCAAGGUCAUGGGCAUCCCCUCGCUCAUCAUCGAGAAGAACGACCGUAUCGGCGACAACUGGCGCAACCGCUACGCUACACUCACCCUCCACGACCCCGUCUGGUACGACCACCUGUCGUACAUCCCCUUCCCUGACACAUGGCCCAUCUUCACGCCCAAGGACAAGCUCGGCGACUGGUUCGAGUCGUACGCCAACCAGAUGGAGCUCGCCUUCUGGACCAAGAAGACGGUCACGGGUGCCGACUACAACGACGCCACCAAGACCUGGACCGUCACCAUCAAGGACAAUGUCACGGGCGAGGUCACGACCCUCAACCCCAAGCACGUCGUCAUGUCCACCGGCCACUCGGGCGAGCCCAACUGGCCUACGUUCAAGGACCAGGAGAAGUUCAAGGGCAAGCUCCACCACUCGUCGGUCCACGGCACGGGUCUGAGCUACAAGGGCGAGAACGCACUCGUUGUCGGCGCAUGCAACUCGGCCCACGACAUUGCGCAGGACUUUUACGAGCAGGGUGCCAAGCCAACCAUCCUCCAGCGCUCGACCACCUGUGUCAUCGCGUCCGACGUCGGCCUCAGGAUCACCACCGCCGGCCUGUACGAGGAGGGCGGCCCCAAGACGGCCACUGCCGACCUCAUCUUCCAGUCGAUCCCGAUCCACCUGCUCAACUUUGUCAUGCAGCAGCAGUUCCGUGAGACGUGCAAGCAGGAGAAGAAGCUGCACGACUCGCUCAAGGCCGUCGGCUUCAAGAUGGACGCGGGCUACGGCGGAACCGGCCUGUUCGGCAAGUACUUCCGCCGCGGCGGUGGCUACUACAUUGAUGUCGGUGCCUCGGGCCUCAUUGCCGACAGGAAGAUUGGCUGGAAGCAGGGUGUCGAGAUUGACCGCUUCACCGAGAACGGCGUCGUGUUCACCGACGGCUCGACGCUCGACAACCUGGCCGUUGUGGUGCUCGCCACGGGCUACUCGAACAUGCGCGACACGGCCCGCCGCAUCUUUGGCGACAAGGUCGCCGACCGCCUCAACCCCGUCUGGGGCCUCGACCAGGACGGCGACCUCGCCACCAUGUGGCGCGACUCGGGUCACCCCGGCUUCUGGUACAUGGGCGGCAACCUUGCCCUCUCGCGCUUCUACUCCAAGCUGCUUGCGCUCAGGAUCAUUGCCCACGAGCGCGGCUUCAUCAACUAG